Aplysia californica (California sea hare) is the source of this 1895-nucleotide messenger RNA. RefSeq names its product cell death protein 3. NCBI's taxonomy places the organism in Eukaryota, Metazoa, Mollusca, Gastropoda, Aplysiida, Aplysiidae. Gene Ontology annotation, biological process: proteolysis; regulation of apoptotic process. Gene Ontology annotation, molecular function: cysteine-type endopeptidase activity. The record is from RefSeq and is a predicted model, not a curated record.
UCUGGCACAUUGACUGGCCUCCUCAAAGCCAGUGGUGCUGUGGUUCCUUUCGACUCGUAGAAAAAUCUGGAAAUAGAGAAGAAUGGUAUGGAAGUUCUGAGCAGUGCCAGACAGCUUGGCCAUGCAUAAUUAAACCAGUUAUGAGCAUGAGAUUCUGCCUACAGGAGAGGUCUUUUGCGGCAUAAGGACUCAUCAUUAGCAUUACAAUAGUAUUUCCAACAUAAAAGCUGUAGUUGACUGUCACAGCGGCUGAUCAUGGAGAAAGAGCAGAAGGAAAUCCUGAUCACUCGACGAGUGGAGCUUGUGGAGAACCUCAACAUGGACGGUGGGCUGUUCACCCAGCUGAUGGCCAAGAAAAUUCUCAAUCAACGAACUGUAAAUAACAUAAAGAUGAAGCGUACGCCAGAGGAACAAGCAGAGGAGCUUUUGAACUACCUUCCCAAGAAAGACUGUUUCGAGAGAUUCUGCGAGGCGCUUGAGGCAGAUGACCAGGAGGAGAUUGUGACCAAAUAUCUCAAAGUCCCUUCCAAAACAUCCAACACACCAGCGGUCACGGCUGAGCAGCCCCAGAAUUCAGCGAACACAGUCGCAUCGCCGACAGCUGCCCCCUCCCGAAACUCGAGCCUUCCUGCCGCCUCGGUAGAGACGAUAGACGCAGCAAUACAGCCGCCCUCUGUACAGCCGGUGAACUCCCAACCCACAAUUUCUGUUAUUCGAAUCAAAGAGCCAGAUAACAACCAUUUGUGUAUAGAAUACCAAAACACCUCCGCGUCGCCCCAGAAAAAGAUGCGCCUGGAGGAGAUCACGAACGGUUCUCACGGCUACGAAGAAGACAGCACGCGCUACGUCAAUAAACAUUUCAUAGCCCAGGAGUCGGACAGAUCCCUAUCCUGCAACAACAGUCUGUCCGUGGUUCCCGUUCUCAACCCCCAGUCGGUCGCCCACAACCCAAACGUUUCGGACCCUGUCCGCUACAUGGCGGCAUAUGCCCAACAGACGUCGCAGGGCCCCGCCUCUGCACAGCUGACCAUCACCGGCCAGGCCAGUCUACCACUUGUACCACCACCCUCCAUGUCUUCAGCGUCUCCGAUGACCAACUCACCAGCUCAUAUACCACAGCCAUUCCGUCCCGAUUUGUCUACCGUCCAGCCAUUUCCACAGCUCAGUCGCCAGUCAGAUCCACUGACAAGGUUUCCAAGCAACGAAGCCGGCCACCAGUACAGCCACCCGCAUCAGUACCUGAGCCAGCACGGCCUGCUCCCCCCUUCCCAGAAGCACGCGUCCGUUCCCGCAGCGACCAGCGGCCAGCCUCCUCCUGUGGCCGACUACAACAGUCUCACACACGCCGCCGACGCCGUAGACACAAUGACGAUCAGAAUUCACGGCAGGGAAAUUUCCCAAGUGGACGGGUCGACUCCACCUCAGAAUGGACAAGGGUCCGAGCUGUCGUCAGUGACGCUAAACGCUGCGGCCGGACCUGCCAUCAACCUGUCGGCCCCCCCUCUACCCAUGUCGUCGCUGCCAGCAGCUGCUGCCUCCCCCUCCCCGACCCUCACCCCAACCCUCACCGCCCCGUCACCCGUGGCCGUCCCAGCGCAGCAGAACAUUAGCAUUCCGUCCAACAUCCCCAGCGACAUGGAGCACAUGGACCUGCCCGACGGCUGCGUCAAUGUCAAGGUCGAGCACAGCUCGCGGCAGUUCUUCAUCAACAAUUACAAAAAGUCGUACCCGUUGCACAAAAUUCCCCGCGGCCUGUUCCUCAUCAUCAACGUGGACGAGGUGGAGGGGAAGCCACCCCGUAAAGGCACCAACUUCGACCGCGACAACCUGAUGAAUCUCCUGUGUCAGUUGCACUUUGAGCCGGUCGUCUACAACGACUCAGACGGGCUCUCGGC